This is a messenger RNA of Pisolithus orientalis, 630 nucleotides long. RefSeq names its product FUN14 family-domain-containing protein. Gene Ontology annotation, biological process: autophagy of mitochondrion. The record is from RefSeq and is a predicted model, not a curated record. Gene Ontology annotation, cellular component: mitochondrial outer membrane. The transcript is spliced from 3 exons. Lineage: Eukaryota; Fungi; Basidiomycota; Agaricomycetes; Boletales; Pisolithaceae. Bases 1 to 630 code for a protein of 209 amino acids.
AUGGCGUUUCCACUUCUUCGAAUAAAUGCCCGGUUCCGAGCGCCCACGCGACUAUCAACAUGUAAUAUCCAACGACAUUCGACGAGGGACCUGAGGGCUUUCAGCACUGCAACACUGCAGCCAUCCACCUUACUACCCCUUCCGAAAUCUUACUGGCGUCCCUUUCCUUUCUUACUAGCUGCAACAGGUGUUGGCCUAAGCCUCGCCAGUUUCGCAAGUCAGUCGAAGGUCCACUGCGAUGCCGUUGCAUCAUCGCCUCCUCCUGAACUGGAACCAAACUUGCCACCACCACCACAAUCCUCGGUAAACUUCUAUGAGCUUACAUUUGGCACCGUGUGCGGAGUAUGUGCAGGGGUAUUCGUUAAGAAGGGAGCACGCUUAGUUGCAUUCUUUCUCGGCGGUGCAUAUGUCUUGCUUCAGUACCUUGGUACUCUUUCGCUCGUCAAGGUCGAUUGGGCUCGGAUGGCGUCACACUUUGAGAACCUGUUCUACAGGGCGGAUGCGGCAGGGAAAAGGAGACCUCCCACGAUUGGAUCGAUGUUGAGAUGGAUGAUUGAUUUUUUGACUGUGGAUUUUCAAGCAAGGGCAUCGUUUGUUGCCGGGUUCGCGUUGGGGUUGAGGAUUGGGUAG